Oryza brachyantha (malo sina) is the source of this 1924-nucleotide messenger RNA. RefSeq names its product aspartic proteinase. The coding region runs from base 138 to 1628 and encodes 496 amino acids. The record is from RefSeq and is a predicted model, not a curated record. Gene Ontology annotation, biological process: lipid metabolic process; proteolysis. Gene Ontology annotation, molecular function: aspartic-type endopeptidase activity. NCBI's taxonomy places the organism in Eukaryota, Viridiplantae, Streptophyta, Magnoliopsida, Poales, Poaceae. The transcript is spliced from 12 exons.
UUUAUCGUCUUGUCCUCAUCUUCCUCACCUUGACUUCACCUCCCCCAACUCUUCUUCUUCAACGGAGGCUGGGAGGACUGGAAGGUAGCACAGCACAGCACAGCAAGAAACCAAGGUGCUUUUGAGUUCUUGAGAUCAUGGCCAGGAGGCAUCUCUUGGUGGUAACCACUUGUUUGUGGGCUCUGUCAUGUGCCUUGCUGCUUCAUGCCUCCUCUGAUGGGUUCCUGAGAGUCAACCUCAACAAGAAGAGAUUGGACAAGGAGGAUCUCACUGCCGCCAAGUUGGCGAGGCAGGGAAACCAGCUUCUGAAGACGGGCGGUUCAGACAGUGAUAUUGUUCCUCUGGUGGACUACCUCAACACUCAGUACUUCGGGGUGAUUGGCCUUGGCACACCACCACAGAACUUCACGGUCAUAUUUGAUACUGGAAGCUCCAACCUGUGGGUUCCUUCAGCAAAAUGCUAUUUUUCGAUAGCAUGCUACCUCCACAACAGAUACAAGUCCAAAAAGUCGAGCACUUACAAAGCAGAUGGAGAGACUUGCAAAAUUACAUACGGUUCUGGGUCAAUUUCUGGAUUUUUUAGCAAGGAUAAUGUGUUGGUUGGAGACCUUGUUGUGAAAAACCAGAAGUUCAUCGAGGUUACGCGCGAGGCAAGUGUUACCUUUAUCGUUGGAAAGUUUGAUGGAAUUCUUGGUCUUGGCUACCCUGAUAUCUCUGUUGGGAAAGCUCCUCCAAUCUGGCAGAGCAUGCAGGAGCAGGAACUGCUUGCAGAUGACGUCUUCUCAUUUUGGCUGAACCGAGACCCGGAUGCAUCCUCUGGUGGUGAGCUUGUCUUUGGUGGCUCGGAUCCGAAGCAUUAUAAAGGGGAUCAUACCUAUGUCCCUGUUUCUCGCAAAGGAUACUGGCAGUUUAACAUGGGGGAUCUCCUUAUUGAUGGCCACUCCACUGGCUUCUGUGCAAAAGGCUGUGCUGCUAUUGUGGACUCUGGAACUUCCUUGCUUGCUGGUCCAACGACAAUAGUUGCUCAGGUGAACCAUGCUAUCGGAGCUGAAGGAAUUAUCAGCAUGGAAUGCAAAGAAGUGGUUACUGAGUACGGAGAGAUGAUCCUUGACUUGCUCAUAGCACAGACAGAUCCGCAGAAAGUAUGCAGCCAGGUUGGUCUGUGUAUGUUUGACGGUACACACUCUGUAAGCAAUGGGAUUCAAUCGGUUGUCGAGAAAGAAAACCUGGGCUCUGAUGCUUUGUGUUCAGUUUGUGAGAUGGCUGUUGUGUGGAUAGAGAACCAGCUGCGUGAAAAUAAAACAAAGGAACUGAUAUUGAAUUAUGCUAAUCAGUUAUGCGAGCGUCUACCAAGCCCCAAUGGAGAAUCAACAGUCAGCUGCCAUCAAAUAUCGAAAAUGCCAGAUCUUGCAUUCACCAUUGCAAACAAGACAUUUGUUCUUACGCCAGAGCAGUACAUUGUGAAGCUGGAGCAAGGAGGGCAAACUGUCUGCAUCAGCGGGUUCAUGGCGUUCGACAUACCGCCACCACGCGGUCCUCUUUGGAUUCUUGGAGAUGUUUUCAUGGGUGCAUAUCAUACGGUUUUCGACUUCGGCAAUGACAGGAUCGGGUUCGCGGUAUCUGCAUGAAGAGUCUGUAAAAAAUCAGUCUUGUUUAUCACAAAGAUAGCCUAUAUAUAUAUUAGGGAUAAUUUGGCUGUCUACUCUCAUAAGCUGAAGCCAAAUAUGUAUGGUUUCAGAUCAUUAGCUAGUACACGGAAAAACCACUUUGGUUUUUUGUUUCUGGAAAACAAAAAGGUGAAGAUGGAAGGAUUGUUUAAAGCAGUGCUAUGCUUGAAUAAUCCUUAUAUGCUUUGUAUAUGUAUAUAUACCGAAUGAUGGAGCAUUACUGAAUAAUAAUCCUGCUCAUCUUAUGGAUUCUGAAA